UGGAAUUAAGACUAAGCUAUAACAUUACAUCACAACUUCAAACAUAGAAAUGGCAUACCAAAACCGGAAACAUAACAAUCAUGGUUGGAGUCACAUGCAUGAGGUUAAUGAAUUCGCAGCGUAUCCGAGGUAUCGAUAUCAAGAUCGUCGUGUUGAAAUAUACGAGGAACCUAUAGCCGAGGUAGAACAAUAUUCCUACGUCGAGGCUCGUCGUGAGACUGAGACCGAUCGACGAGGUACGAGUUUUGGCAAUCAAUAUGGUACUUAUGAGAGUGUUGAUCAAGAGGCAGGUGCUUUUAUUCAACAUGAGCAUAGGAGGAUGGAAUUAGCCAAACUCAUGUCAUCAAGAAAUGGUAAUUAAUUGAGCAUUUGCUAUCCUAUCUUUGUAGAUGCAGUCCACAGACUGAUAAAUUAAAAAUGAAACUUUUAUUUUUUAAUUUAAUAGUCUGCAGUCGACUAUAUCAUAAAAUUGGAUGCAGAGACUUGAUUAUCUAUGUAGGGUCUUCAUGUGAUUAUCAUAAAUAUUAGUUACUUUGAUGUAUCCUUAAAAUAGUCAAAAGAUUUUGGGGAUAAAAUUUACGUUAAAAAAAAAAAAAGUUUUAUGAAAAAAUUAUCCCUAAUUUAUUUUAGCUCUAUUUUAAGCUAUAUCAAAUAUAAUAAUUUGUACACCCCAAGCACUCGGGCAUGUAUUCUUUCUUCACCUAAUUAAUUAAUACAUCAAGGCCUUACUUUUUUGUUGUAAUUGUUUUGCUUUCGUUUGAAUUUUAAUGGCUUGUUGCUAAUUAAUAA
Messenger RNA from Cicer arietinum (chickpea), 789 nucleotides. The record is from RefSeq and is a predicted model, not a curated record. NCBI's taxonomy places the organism in Eukaryota, Viridiplantae, Streptophyta, Magnoliopsida, Fabales, Fabaceae.